UGCGCCGGUGUCGUGAAAGCGGAAGUGGAGCGCGCUUGUGUCAUUAGAGCACGCGCAACUUCCGCCUUGUUCAAAUUUUUUUGCACUCCUUUUAUUUGGUAAAGCAAGGCUAAUCUUCUCUCCGUGGCUGCCGUGUAAGUGACCCAGUAUGGACAUCCAGAGUAUUGAACCAAUGACACUCGGCUCUCCAACUUCCCCCAAGCCUGGGGCUCAGUUUUUACCUGGGUUUCUGAUGGGAGACCUGCCUGCUCCUGUCACACCUCAGCCCAGGUCUUUUGGGUUGACAGGAGGUGGGGCAGAAACAAGAUCUCCUCUUCUGGCAGGUGGGUCUCCUCCACAGCCGGUGGUCCCAACUCCUAAAGACAAGAGUGGAGCCCCUCCGGUCAGAAGCAUCUAUGAUGACCUCAACGGCUCCGGUGUGGGAAUGUCACCUCUUGUUGCUCGCAAACAACCAUUUGCUGGAGUGCACACACCUUUGUCUGGUCUACCAGGGACGCCAGGAACAGUGUCUAAUUUAUUUAGCCCCAUGGGGCAGCAGAGGAAAACAACACUUUCCCCAGCUCAAGUAGAUCCGUUCUUCACACAAGGAGAUGCUCUGUCCUCAGAAGACAGGCUAGAUGAUACCUGGGUCACAGUGUUUGGGUUCCCUCCAGCAUCCGCUUCAUACAUCCUUUUACAAUUUGCACAGUAUGGAAACAUAUUAAAGCAUGUGAUGUCUAAUUCAGGCAACUGGAUGCACGUUCAGUAUCAGUCUAAACUGCAGGCACGAAAAGCUCUCAGUAAAGAUGGAAAGAUAUUUGGAGAAGCCAUAAUGAUUGGCGUCAAACCGUGUAUCGAUAAAAGUAUAAUGGAGAGUUCAGACAAGAGCAGUACUUCCAGUUCUGUGUUCACACCCCCAGUGAAGGCUCCCAGCACCCCCAGUCACCCUCUAUCAACUCCCCGAUCUGUCAUGAGACCCCUCAGUGCUGCUUACAAAGCAUCCAGCAGUGACUACCAGGAAAGCCUGCGGCAUCAGAGACCCUACCAGAAAAAAAAUGAUCACACUGUGCCAGUAAUACCUGCUUUAGUGAGUACAGGAUGCGUCCACAGGAGGGAUUAGCCCUAUUGAUCCCAGCUGGCAGACAGAACUAUUUGAAAGUCAGAACAAUCACAUUGGGAACAGACUCUGUGGGCAUGUGGACCAAAGGAAAUGGUAGAUUUAAGAUACAGUCACAGAAUUGUGUAUAGAGCAAUGGGGGAAAACGCUCAACAGAUAACAGGAUACUAACACAACUAUUGCCAACAACAGCUUCUGCCAUCCACCUCAACUCAUUUCUGCCGCCUUCCCUUAAAGUUGAAGUGUGUAAUUUAUGUUGUAAUUUAUGUUUUCGCUUCAUACUGACUUUGGAGAUAGUCUUUGCUUACUGUUUUUCACCUGUUUUUGUCUAGACUAACACAGUUUGAUAUUGUUUGUCAUAGUGGUUAAAGAUCUAGACCAAGUGAAAGGUUAUUGGUUCAAACCUGGUUUAACCUCUUUAAAUUAGAAAGGGUUUUACAAACAUCAAAAAAUGAAGCAGGCUCUCUUUUCUUAUUCAAUUUUAGUUUGUGGUCAUUUGUACAAGCUUUUAAAAAAAUUACAAAUUUAUAUAUAAAAAAAGUAGAAAAGAGGGUUUUGAAGUGCUUUUAUUUCUAAAGGAUAUUGAGGUAAGAAGUUGUUCUCUUUACAGACUUUUCUGUUGUUUUAUUUCUGGUUUCUGUUCAUUUAUACUGUAUAUGCUAAUAGAGGCUUUGUAAUUUCUGUAAAUCGUUUGUUAAACCAGAUAGAUGUAUUUGAAUAAUAUAUAAUUUCGCCAUUAUAGUGCUUGAAUCAUACAUAAAUUAUAUAUACAUGCCAUUUUCUGUGGAUGUGCAUUCUCUUGCAUUCUGCAGUGGAGUGUUAAUGCACAUUCAUAGAUAUUAAUCUGAUCAGAAGAUCUCAUGUGAAUGAGAUCAUGCAAGUAAGCAUGCUGUAGUGUGCAGGGGAUUUUUUUAUGUGUAUAACCUCAUCCAUCAGAUGAUGACGUUGGACGAUGAAAAAGCAAGUCAGCAGGUUCCCAUAAUCUCAGAGCACAUCGCCAGGGGACUGCAGCUGUGCAUCCAGAAUGCAACAACAUUGCCUGAAAACAUAGAAAUUCAAACACACUCGACCCUUUGAAUAAUUUCAUGCAAGAAGCAUGUUUGUGCAUUGACAGCCAUGUAAAACUUAUUCUGAUUAACUUAUUCUAUCGUACUACCGUUCUAUCUAUCAUUCUAUCUGUUGUUCUGUCAUUCUGUUGAUUGUUUAUUGAUUGUUCUCUCUGCCUGUAAUCAUAUAAAACUUCAAGCUUAAAGGUUUUUAAACUUUCAAACAAAA
Molecule: messenger RNA, 2371 nt
Organism: Cyprinus carpio (common carp)
Lineage: Eukaryota; Metazoa; Chordata; Actinopteri; Cypriniformes; Cyprinidae
Product: nucleoporin NUP35
Exons: 9
Coding region: 149-1099 (316 amino acids)
Biological process (GO): regulation of DNA-templated transcription; NLS-bearing protein import into nucleus; nuclear pore organization
Cellular component (GO): nuclear pore central transport channel; nuclear membrane; nuclear pore nuclear basket
Molecular function (GO): single-stranded DNA binding; phospholipid binding; structural constituent of nuclear pore
Source: RefSeq, a predicted model, not a curated record